Messenger RNA from Asterias rubens (European starfish), 1607 nucleotides. RefSeq names its product adipocyte plasma membrane-associated protein-like. The transcript has 10 exons. Gene Ontology annotation, biological process: biosynthetic process. NCBI's taxonomy places the organism in Eukaryota, Metazoa, Echinodermata, Asteroidea, Forcipulatida, Asteriidae. The record is from RefSeq and is a predicted model, not a curated record. Gene Ontology annotation, molecular function: strictosidine synthase activity. The coding region runs from base 179 to 1396 and encodes 405 amino acids.
UUUGCCGCUCGUUGUACUCGUGGACGCCGCGGCAUUAACGGUAAUAGAGCGGUAGUUGAGAAAAUUCACACUCAAAAUCCACUCGAUUUUUACUCAAAAUCUGUGAUACCUACCUAUUUGAACGAUUCCAAGUGUAGUGCUAUCUGCAACUUCCGAAGCAUUAGAUCGCAAUACUAAUAUGGAGGGUGCAAGAAAAAGAAAGACGAAAGCUCCUGUUUCCAGCAAACCCUCAGUAACAACGCACAAUAAGGUGUCAAGCACUAGCUCAUCAUGGAGUCAGUGUUUUCUCUUCUUUGUUUUUAUGGUUGCUACUUUGGGUGUGGUUAUUUACCUCUUGCCAUGCCCAAUUGAUCCAUCGCCUUUGAUAUUUCCUGCCCCUCCUGCAUUAGAGGGUACUCUUGCACCAAACAAGUUACUGCAAGGAACUGAAAACAUUCUGGAAGGAAGACUCAGUGGACCUGAAGCACUAGAGAUACGCGAUGGUUUUCUGUACACUGGCACAUCAGAUGGACAGAUUGUCAAGAUCAAAGGAGAGGAAAUUACAAAUGUUGCAAGAUUAGGAGUCCCACCAUGUGGAUUAGAGAAAGAUGAACACACCUGUGGACGUCCUCUUGGAAUGAGAUUCCACACAGAUGGAUUUCUGUAUGUUCUGGAUGCAUAUCUUGGAAUUUAUAAAGUGAAUGUUGACACAGGGAAAGCAGUGCAACUUCUGUCUGCAUGGGACCCCAUUGCGGGUGCGCCAUUGAAAUUCCUGAAUGAUCUUGAUAUUCAAUCUGACGGCAUCAUUUACUUUACUGAUUCCAGCCAACGUUGGACUCGCCGUGAAAACAUUUUUAUUGCACUUGGAACUGAACAUACAGGAAGGUUAUUUAGAUUCAACCCAAAUACGAGAGAGAUUAAAGUGCUGAUGGAUGGGCUUUAUUUUGCAAAUGGCGUACAGUUAUCUCCCGAUGAAGAUUUUCUGUUGAUGGUUGAGACCACCAAAGCUAAGAUAACAAGGUAUUACCUUAAAGGUCCCCGAAAAGGCCAAUUUGAGGUAUUUGCAGACAAUUUACCAGGGUAUGGUGACAAUGUACGAUCAAGGAAGGCUGGUGGCUAUUGGCUGGGAUUAGCUUCCAUACGGAAACAACCAUUUUCUCUACUUGAUUUCUUUGUUGCAAGACCUUGGCUUACAAAACUUGUGACAAAGUUCUUUAAUUGCAACUCAGUUCUAAAAUACGCUCCCCAGUAUGGACUUCUCAUAGCGUUGGACCAAGAUGGCAACAUAAUUCAAAGUCUGCACGACCCAACAGGACAAAAUGUGUCUUCAAUCAGCAGUGUAUUAGACACAGGAGAAUAUCUUUAUUUUGGAUCAUACUACAAGAAAUUUAUCGGCCGAUUGAGGGUCAACUUCUAGCUUUGUAUACCAUGUGCCCAAGUUCAUAAAACUGUUAAGCCGAAAAUACUGCAUAGCAAAUUUCUUUGCUAAGAGAAAAAUUGUUGGGGUACAAGUUGCAACAAUGCAAACUCUUUGGAAUGUCGACUGGUAACAUGUUUCUGCUAAGCAAGAUUUUCUGUGCUAAGCAAGUUUUUUUGUGCUCAAAGUCACUGGACACCUUUGGGCAGUA